Molecule: messenger RNA, 1178 nt
Organism: Zychaea mexicana
Lineage: Eukaryota; Fungi; Mucoromycota; Mucoromycetes; Mucorales; Lichtheimiaceae
Product: mitochondrial carrier domain-containing protein
Exons: 3
Coding region: 145-1056 (303 amino acids)
Biological process (GO): mitochondrial citrate transmembrane transport
Source: RefSeq, a predicted model, not a curated record
AACAAAGAGAUUAUCUCCGACUGCCAUCUCGAUUUUCUCAUACAGUUUGACACCCUCCACACUAUUUUCGUAUUUUGCGUGUUGCACUCACUCUAUCCCUUAUCCAAAGUUUACCAAAACCAAUAAAUUAUAAAGUAUAGCACCAUGGCUGCCAAAGACGCUAAAAAGAAAGACCCCGUCUUCUCCCUGAUUUCCGGCACUAUUGCUGGUGGUAUUGAAGGUGUCAUUACUUACCCAACCGAGUAUGUCAAGACACAGUUGCAGCUGCAAGCUGGUGGCAAGUUACAACCUGGCGAAGCACGAUUCAAAGGUCCCAUUGACUGUCUUGUACAAACCUAUAAAACGCGAGGCUUUUCUGCUAUAUAUACUGGUGUUGGUGCCUUGGCUAUUGGCAAUGCUGCCAAAGCUGGUGUACGAUUUUUGACAUAUGACCAGAUCGCCAAUCAGUUACGUGACAAGGACGGCAAGUUGUCUGGUGCCAGAAGCUUGUUAGCUGGUUUGGGUGCUGGCAUGACCGAGGCUGCACUGGUGGUGACUCCCUCAGAAACUAUCAAAACAAAGUUGAUUCAUGAUAAAAACAGCCAAACACCAAGAUAUAAGGGAUUGGUACAUGGUACUUCGACAAUUAUCAAAGAGGAAGGUUUUAGCGGCAUUUAUCGUGGUGUAGGUCCUGUCAUGGCACGUCAGGGCGCCAACAGUGCUGUCCGAUUCAGUUGCUACUCAACAUUCAGGUCAUGGUUACAAUCGUACCGCGGUCAAGGUGACGCACCGUUGCCAUCCGCAUACACAUUUGCUGCUGGUGCCAUGGCAGGUAUCGUCACUGUUUAUACCACAAUGCCCCUGGAUGUGGUCAAGACGCGUAUGCAGGGUCUGGAUGCUCGUCAGUUGUACAAAAACUCGGUUGAUUGUUUGCUCAAGGUCGUAAAGGCCAAUGGUGUAUUUUCGUUAUGGAAGGGUACUACACCCCGAUUGGCGCGUUUGAUUUUCUCGGGCGGCAUCGUGUUUACCGUAUACGAACAAGUAUACAAUGGUCUUACACUGUUCAAGAGCAAUUAAGUAUAUUCAUAUCUAUAUGUAUAUUAUGUAAUGGUAUAUAAUAUAUAUAUAUAUAUAUAUAUAACAGAAUGAAUUUUUAAACAAUAAGCCUUGUAUCUACCAGAAUAGAAGAAAAAAGAAAA